Messenger RNA from Musa acuminata subsp. malaccensis (wild Malaysian banana), 2083 nucleotides. Its product is annotated as glucan endo-1,3-beta-glucosidase 4. Lineage: Eukaryota; Viridiplantae; Streptophyta; Magnoliopsida; Zingiberales; Musaceae. Gene Ontology annotation, molecular function: hydrolase activity, hydrolyzing O-glycosyl compounds. The record is from RefSeq and is a predicted model, not a curated record. Gene Ontology annotation, biological process: carbohydrate metabolic process. Gene Ontology annotation, cellular component: plasma membrane.
GGCCCCUCGAGAUUCAUUACACGCCCACAAAAGCGUCCCCCUUUCUCUCUGUUGCGCUGCGCUUCCCCUCAGAAUCCUACAUCUGUUUCUUUGGUGCGUCGGGGCUGUGCUGUAGCACACUAUCUUCUCGGCUCCGUACCUUCUGACCUUCCGCUUCUCGGCCCCUGAUAAAGCGCGCGCUCUCUCUGCCCCUUUCGAGGGGUUUAAGGCUUCAUGAUCGACCCCGAUGUUUCCGCCCUCGAAAGGGUCUCAUAGGGAAGACGAUUAUAUCGGCCUGCUUUAUCGGUCGCCUUGCAAGUCAAGUCAGAUUUCCCUUAAAUCUUGAUCUGCCAGUUUUAUGGUAUAAGCACAAAGUACCUGUUGCAUCUUCUUGUCAACUGUGAAGAUUAUUUAACCAGAUGGUUCCGGGAAAGUGGGAGAGAAGUAUAUUUUUACUUGUACUUUUGUUCGCAAAUGCAUCAGGUGUAUAUGUUGGAAUUAACAUUGGCAACAUGGUGUCGAACUUGCCAUCUGCAGCAGAUAUAGUAUCAAUUCUUAAAACACAGCAGAUCAAGCAUGUACGCUUGUUUGAUGCAAACCACCAAAUGCUGGGUGCCUUAGCAAACACUGGAAUAGACGUUAUGCUUGGUGUUCCCAAUGACCAGUUGCUACGGAUAGGAAACUCUCGGUCAGAAGCAGCAGAUUGGAUCAACAAAAAUGUUGCUGCGUUUGUUCCAGAAACUAACAUAACCUAUAUAGCUGUUGGUAAUGAGAUCCUGACUUCAAUUCCUAAUGCAGCUCUUGUUCUUGUCCCUGCUAUGCAAUUCCUCCAGUCUGCUCUUGUGGCAUCCAAUCUAAAUUCACAGGUCAAAGUUUCAAGUCCACUAUCCAUGGACAUGAUCCCAAAAUCUUUUCCCCCAUCUACUGCCACCUUCAACUCAUCAUGGAACUCUGUGAUGUCUCAGUACCUCCUAUUUUUGAAGAACACAGGAUCUCCUUUAAUGGUAAAUGCACAGCCAUACUAUGGUUACAUUAAAGGACAAGGAAUAUACCCACUGGAGUAUGCUCUUUUCCAGCCCUUAAAUCCAAACAAUCAGAUUGUGGAUCCCAACACAAAUUUCUACUACACCAAUAUGUUUGAUGCGAUGGUUGAUGCUGCUUAUUACUCGAUGCAGUCACUCAAUUUUACUGGUAUCCCUGUAAUUGUGACAGCAUCUGGAUGGCCAUCACAAGGUGGGGCAAAUGAGUCGGAUGCUACCGUCGACAAUGCAUUGAUCUACAACAGCAAUCUUGUCCAUCGUGUGCUAAAUAAUUCUGGUACUCCAAGUCAACCAACCACAGCAGUUAGCACAUAUAUCUAUGAAUUGUUCAAUGAGGAUCUCCGACCUGGACCUGUUUCGGAGAAAAACUGGGGGAUAUUUUUUUCAAAUGAGACUGCUGUAUAUUCUUUGAGUUUUGGAAAUCAAGCUGUGUCUAAACCCGACCCAACAGGUUUGGUUGGGGUAUUUUGUGUGGCAAAUCCCAGUGCAGACUCCAAUGCCCUGAAGAAGGGCUUAGAUUGGGCUUGUGGACCUGGUGAGGCAAAUUGCACUGCUAUCCUGCCAGGAGAGCCAUGCUAUGAUGCGAGCAAUCUAGUUGCCCUUGCAUCUUAUGCGUACAAUGAUUACUACCACCGAAUGAAGGCAAGUGGUGGAACGUGCAGUUUUGGUAACACAGCCAUGAUCAGCUCUACGAAUCCUACUUCUUCUCUGAUGCCUCUGCGACUACCUUUAUACAAUUGGUUGACGUGCAUGUUCCCUUUGGUUGGUUCAGGCCAUGGAUCAUGCAUCUUUGCUGGAAGCUCAGGACCGAGCAACAGCACCGAUUCCAGCUCAGCUUUUGGCCCUUCCAUCUCUUAUGGCGUCUCUCAAAAACUUCAACUCCUCUGCCUUGCUCUCAUACUUCAAAUUGUAUUGUGCUAUCUAUUUGAUAUUUAAACGUACAUUUGUUGUAAAUCGUCUUUUAUUUUCUUUGCAAAGAAGAUGAGGGCAGGGUGUAUCCCGCACCCAUCAUCUGACAUGUAGAGUCCAAUUGCUCAUACCUCAGGUGUUUAGUUUUUCCAUUC